UUUUUGUCACUGUCCAAUGCGUUGCGGUGUUGAUUAACGUCUAACUGAAAUUUUGUAUAUUUCAACUGAUCUUUACCUGAAUAUUUUUUUUUGCGAAUCGCAUGUUUUAUAAAAGCCGUUCAAAAUGAUCAGCACAAAUAUGCUAUCGGCCAAUAAGGUCAAACUGCAUGGCAUGACAUCAACGAAAUGGACUACAAAGGACAAAAUAACUCAAUAUAAGGGGCUGAUAAACCUCUACACAAGAGAUAAAAAAAUUAUCGAGGUCGAUACUUUGAUCUCUCAAAAGAAACAAACCAAAGAACUUAAAGGCAUCCAGAGGGAAAUCGAACAAAACCGGAAAGAUUUGGAAAAUGCAGUACAAGGAGAUAAGCAGAAACUUAGGAACACUUUGGCUGCGCAUAGAGAAAUGCAACUGGCUUUCCAGAACUCACAGCCACAGAAAGUCAUCGAUAUGGUACACCAAGUCAACUUUACCAAAAGGAAGACACGCGAUAUUUUAAAAUACCGAAUGAAAUUAAAAUCAGAUAGGCUAGUCGAUCUAAAGUUGAGGUAUGCUUUGUAUGAAGACAGAUUGAAGUAUGAUGGUCAAAGUUGGUUGACAAUGUUACCUUGCGAAAGGACGGCACAUUUGAUAACUGGAAAAGUAAAUGCUGCCAUAUUGAGGAAAGAAGCUGCUAUAUACAUAAGAAACGCUUAUAAAGAGAUGAUAGCGAUCAUGAAAAAGGAUGCUCUUUACUUUGACGCUAUAUUGGUAUCAAUACGUAAUGAUGGUUUGAACCAAGGAAAAUGUAUGAUAAAUGCAACAAAACUAGGACAGUUGGGCGCUGAAUAUCUAGAUGACAGAAGGCAAGAUUUCCGCUUUCUCGAAAAAGUUGUAAAGCAAGACAUGGUGGUGCGGAAGAGAGAUUUAGCGGAAGUUCGGCAUAAUGUGGAACAGUUUGCGGAGAAUUUGAAGUUUUUGCUAAGACGAGACAGCGACAUAAAUUUAGGUUCCGUCAAUCUUCCUGACUCACCAAGUUUCGCUAAGUUUCAAGAAGACCUUUAUCAUGUUGAGGCAACUUUGAAAUAUCUGAAAGACGCUAUUUUCACCCCUACGAUCGAAUCUAUAUAUCCAUGCUUAAAAGAGCAACUGUAUCAAAAAGAAAGGCUUACCGAGCUAGUCAAAAAAUGUGAGAACAAUAGAGAUAUGCUUUUGAAAAAGAAAAAUCAUGCUGCUGCGUUAAAAUCGGAUCUAGAAAAUACUAUGAUUGAAACCACCACUGAAUAUACACAGAAGAAGAAAGAGUACUUAGAAAAAAUUAAAGAACAAGAGAAGGCAACAGCGGGGUACGAAACAUUGAUCAAAAGUCGUUAUAACUUAUUGGCAAACGUUAGGAUUUCCUUGAAACACUUCCAGAUUCUCUCAAAGUUACUCGCAUCUAGUCAAAAGAAUUUAUCGUUUAAGGUUCCGGAAUUUAUGCCGCAUACCAUGGAAGUUCCUGAAGAGGACGAAGUUGAUGGUGUCAAGAUGAUUCCAGAACUGCAAGCAAAAUUUUCGCGAUUGGCAGCAAAUGCAAAGGAAAUACUAACAGGGACAGCAUUGGAAAAUGGUUACAAAGUAUUCGAGCAUAUGAUAAAAGCAAGGACACAGCUGGUAUGCUAGCUACUUCAAAACGAGUUAUUUUGUCUCAGGGCACCAUUUUCUCUACUCGCGAGUUUUCAAUAGCUGUUAGUGUAUUUGCAGAUCAAAGUACUACUUUGCAGCAUGUAAAAGACGUUGCACCUAAAUAUUUCGUGAGCAGCAACCAUGGGCGCCCGCUAGGAUUACGAGACGGUCGGGAUCGCCUCGAAAUUUCAUACGGUGUCCAGAACCUCGACAAAAUACAAAUUGUUCCCACAAAUAACAAAAUACAUAGCUUUUUUUUCAAAAUUGUGGCGGCCAAAAAGGGGUUAAACGUUUGAAAAAUAUAUAUCUUUUAUCUUAUUGAUCCCAAGAAACAACUUUUAUUGUGGACAAGUGUUCAUUUCAUUAAAUAAAGUAUAUGCCAAAGAUAGAAAUA
Acanthoscelides obtectus is the source of this 2039-nucleotide messenger RNA. The record is from the annotation of a GenBank genome assembly. NCBI's taxonomy places the organism in Eukaryota, Metazoa, Arthropoda, Insecta, Coleoptera, Chrysomelidae.